Oikopleura dioica is the source of this 3408-nucleotide messenger RNA. The record is from the annotation of a GenBank genome assembly. NCBI's taxonomy places the organism in Eukaryota, Metazoa, Chordata, Appendicularia, Copelata, Oikopleuridae.
AUGUACGCAACGCAAGGCUUCACCGAUUAUCAAAAUUUCUCUUCGGAGCCUUACAAUAGUAACACAGCCGAGGGGGAGUAUGCCGAAUUGCAAACGUUGGUUAUUGAUGGAGGCCACGCGAAUGGGGUCUCUGCCCUUCAUUUUGACAAUCGAGAAGAACUUCUCUGGACUGGUCUUGACACAGGCCACGCAACGAGUUUCUUUUCCUCCGCUUUCACCAAAUACACAAGUUUCCAGGUCCAUGGAGUGAAUCAGCGCGUAAGUGAUAUCCUUUCCGUUGGUGAAGGAGUUUUAACUCUCGCGCCAAAUAGCGUUACCUUUUCCCAACGAGGCGGAAUCGCCAAAUGGACGGUCAGUCCAGCAGAGCUUGCAAACGGCUCUGCAUUCCACUAUGGCCAGCAUCCAGGAACAACCGUUCUUGUCGGCGGAAAGUGCGACAAGAUUUUCGAAUUAGAUAUUACAAAGAAAGGACGGACGCUUCGGACGAUUGAUUCUAAAUCUGGUGGAGUUUCAUUGGGAGAGUUCCGAACUUCUCAAUCAAACACGCGAUAUCUCUACACGGCUGAUCACAAGGGUAGUAUUCACUGCCGAGAUCCAGUUUCUCUUGCGACCCAGCAUACUCUUUCUUGUCCUUUUGACGCGAUCACGGACUUUGAUGUCUGUAGCAAUCUUCUCGUCACUUGUGGCACAUCCGAAACCACUUCUGCCAAUCGACCCGGUGGCAUGCACCAAGUUCAAACAAGAUUCGUACAAGUGUACGACUUGCGAAUGAUGAAGCCGGCCGCGCCACUCCAGCCAAAGUUUGAUCCUCGUUUUCUUCGUUUCAUUCCUUCCUUCACAACCAAAUUGCUCAUUUGCUCAUCCAGCGGCGAUCUGGUUAUUGUAGAACCGUCGGACAUUAUUCCACCCACUGCCCAGUAUUACAAAAUGGACGGAGCCGGCGGCACUUUCACAUCUGUUGCUUUGUCCAGCUCAACUCAAGCCGUUGCGUUCGGAACGAGCACAAGUUUGGUGCACGUUUGGUCAAGCAGACAGCAGCCGCAAUUCAAUCAAAUCUACCAGGAAACUGAAUGGCCUCAACACGACAAUACAUCGUACACCCAGAUCUCAAUGACUGACGAGAGUACCCCCUUCAGUAUGAUUCCUUCACACUUUCCGCAACAGGAGGAGAAAUUGCUGUCCGAUUGGCCAGCUGAAUUGACUGUCAAAAAAUCCUACAGACCAAGACCAAUUGAUCAGGAAAUCAUUAAUUCGAUGAACGUGAUCGAGAAGAUUGGAUACGCUCCUAAGCCCGUUAAUAUGAAGAAAUUUCAAUUGCCCUACAUUAUCCCGAACGAGUUUGGUGACGAAAAUCACCUGACCGUCACACGCGAGGGAGUAACUCCCCAGAAAUACCGUCCCGUGGAAAUGACUUUUGCACAUUUACCCAGUGAGGAUAGGCAGUCAGAAAUACAGAAGUACAAUACGACUAAGUUUGUUGGCUUGGAGCCUCAUAUCCCGAACACCUACUGCAAUAAUAUGCUUCAGGUGCUUUAUUUUAUCAACCCUUUGAGGGCUGCGCUUCAAAGCCAUUGUUCGAUGAAAGAGACAGAUUUAUCUGCUGAGCUAGGAUUCCUCUUCCAUCUCCUUGACAAUCAAGAAGGAGGAUCAGCACCCGCAUCAAACUUUCUUCGCAGCUUCCGCGUGUCCCCGCAGGCGACGGCCUUGCGCCUUGUUCUUACGAAUGGAGCAGGUUCUGCAGAUGUUGCUCGUCGCCACGGGAAUCUUGGACGACUGAUCCAAAGCUGGAAUCGAUUUAUUUUGCAGCAAAUUCACACUGACACAAGCAAAGCGGCUCCGGCUGACUCCGAUGAAGAUCGAAAGGAAAAUAGAAGCAGAAAAGCAUCUGAAUCAACAUCAACAGAUUUCAAGCCCUCCUCGGAUGCAGAAGAAGCCAGCCUUGUUCAGCGAUUUUUCGAGACAAGACAGGAAGUUACAACCAAAUUCAAGUCAGGACACAGUUCGAGUCAUGAGGCCAGCUCAUUUCUCUUCAACAUCGAUUGGCAUCACUGGAUCAAUCCGAAGAAUUAUUCAAAGGACUGGAAAACGACGGCGAUUUCGUUCGAAUCAGUCGUCAAAAAAUCCAUCUGGCUUGAAAUCUACACAAAGAGCUGGUGCGAAGAAACUCAAAAUUAUCAAAUGGGUCAGCAAACUAGACGGCCACUUUCGUUACCUGAUAUUCUUGUGCUGAAUUGUAACCUCGACUCUACCGCAAAUGAGGAGUUCUGGAAAGUGCAGACAGAGCUCGCUAAAGCUGAGGGGAAGGAUUCUUGGAUUGCGCACAAUCUCGUGCUAGACUUGGAAGGCAAGUCAGUAGAGUACGAGCUCUACGCAACUUCUUCCUUUAUCCGCGAGUCUGGCAACCCAAUCGGAAAUCUUAUAUCGCAUGUAAAGGUUUCCAAGUCUUUCCACGAAAUGAAAGGAAUGACGCCCAAGGACCAGUGGUACCUCUUCAAUGACUUGCUUAUCAGUCCCGUUCCCGCCAUUGAAGCUGUUACGUUUGAUUUGACGUACUCUACUCCUUGUGUGCUUUAUUUUGUUAGGAAGAACUUUGAGAAAGAUCAUUCCAAUGAGGUCAACUUUCCUCUUGACUCAUCUGUUUUAUUGCCGACCAAGUCAAUCUCAAAGUUGACGAAGGAGCAUCAACUAUUUACUCCUCUCGAUCCCGAUGAGCAUCCGAAAAAAGGAACACUGGUUGCGCUCGACUGCGAAUUUGUUACUUUGAACGCAGAAGAAACCGAAUUGAGAUCAGAUGGGACGAACGCAAUCGUGCGUCCCUCUCAUUCAGCUGUAGCUAGAGUGACUGUCAUUCGCGGAGAAGGCGCGAAAAUUGGACAACCUUUCAUUGAUGACUACAUUGCUACUUCUGAGCAAAUCGUUGACUAUCUCACCAAGUUUUCUGGAAUUCAGCCGGGUGAUCUUGACGCUGCUAUCAGUUCAAAAUAUCUGGCGACUCUGAAGGCGACAUAUUGCAAAGUGCGUUACCUUGCCCACGUCGGCGUCAAAUUCGUAGGCCAUGGUCUCCAAAAUGACUUUACCGAGCUGAAUCUUUAUGUUCGCCCGGAUCAAAUAAUCGACACAGUAACGCUUUUUCACUUACCAAGAAAGCGGCUUGUGUCACUGCGAUUCCUUGCGUGGUUCUUUUUGAAGAAGCGAAUUCAAGAAGGCGUCCAUGACUCUAUCGAAGACGCAAGAACUGCGUUGGAAUUAUACAAUAAAUACCUGGAAAUCACCUCGCAAGGUCGAAAGACACAGGAGUUCCGCCUCUCAACCCUUCGCAAACUGUACGAAGAAGGCAGCCGCCUCGACUGGAAAGUUCCCGACAUCAAUUCGCUCAACAUUAAAAUGGCCAAUGUUCAACUCGAAUAA